This is a messenger RNA of Cryptomeria japonica (Japanese cedar), 682 nucleotides long. RefSeq lists its product as uncharacterized. NCBI's taxonomy places the organism in Eukaryota, Viridiplantae, Streptophyta, Pinopsida, Cupressales, Cupressaceae. The record is from RefSeq and is a predicted model, not a curated record. The transcript is spliced from 2 exons. Bases 64 to 414 code for a protein of 116 amino acids.
AAAUACUUCUUUUACACCUGAGUUCAGAUCAUCUGGGAUACUUGUUUCAGUUUUUGUAUUCAUAUGAAGUGCAGUGUAGCAGUUUUUGUUGAAGAUUCAAUUGUUCAGACAAAUAUGCGUUUUGGAUUUUCUGGUGUUAGGAUAUCUGCAGUGGUUUCUUGUUUUCCUAUUGCUUACAUGGUUCUUAUUAUGGUUACUUAUUUGGCUCGGCCUCUUGUUUAUUCCUUCGUGGUCUCAGCAUCCUGCACUCCUCUUCAUAUGGGUUAUACUCUGUCUGUUCAUGGUUUUGAUUAUGGUUUGCUCACUUAUAGUGGUUUCAUUUGUUUUCUUGAGUUUUAUGCUAGUAGAUGGGUUGGAGAAUUGUUUUGUGUAGCCAGGAGUGGUGCGAGGAUGUUCAAUUUUUUUGCAGUUUAAAAGUUUUCACCGAUGGAUGUUCUUCUAUUGUGUUACUGCGGUGUUCCUCAUAGUCUGCUGAAGGGAUGAUUCUAUAUCUGAUUUCUUUUUGUAUGCCAUUUAUGGCAGCCUCUUUUGUACCUAAUGGGAUUGCUAUGUAGUAUGGAGGGGGGUUUUUUGAAUAUUCCCUUGAGGCUUCUUGUAAUGGGUAGGUAGGCCUUAAGCUUUUUGGAGCAAUAUUGGAAGGUUUUCUUACUGGCUCUUUCCUUCCAGUGCUCGUUGAACUUAA